This is a messenger RNA of Petromyzon marinus (sea lamprey), 7478 nucleotides long. The record is from RefSeq and is a predicted model, not a curated record. NCBI's taxonomy places the organism in Eukaryota, Metazoa, Chordata, Hyperoartia, Petromyzontiformes, Petromyzontidae.
AAGGCAACGGGGGAGGUGGGAGGUGUUGCUUGAUUCACGCUGUAUUCAUUGUCCGCUGUUUGCAGUCUGGUUUGUCCCACAUUGCGGUACCGAGCUGCCUGACUGGUUACACCUGUAUGGGCUUGGCUUGUGUCUCCUCCACCCACAUCCCACACACACACACAGUCCCCCAACCCCACACACAGGCUAAGGGGGGAGCGUGCACUCAGCCAUAAAAGCACACACACACACCACCACCAUUUCCGUGUGUGCCGCUCACACAUUCCAGCAGCAGCAGUUCACCGUAACAGUCAUCCAGCUAAACAGCACCGCCGUAAAAUAAACGCUUCGCGCGGGCAAUUGAUUAUUCAUUUAUUUACCCCCCCCCCCCCCCAAAAAAAAACCCAUCACGGUGUUAUUAUAGCACGUAUAUAUAGCGGCCAGGCGUCGUGCAUGCAAAAAAAGGGUUCUCGUUCGUACUCCGUGUGGCUCCGUGUGGAGUGUCACUGGCAAUGAGAAUGCCCGCAGUCAGCUGAGCGCCGGUCAGCCUCUCUCUGCGUGUGCGGAGAGCCGUGUGGGGGGUGGGGGCAUCAGCUGCGGCUGUGGUUCGCUUCAAGCCUCGAGUGCACGCGGCCGUCAAAGGCUGAAGACGGUGGGGUCGAGAUGGCUCUCGUGGUCCAUCUGAAGCGGGUGGAGAAGCUUCGGGGCAAAGCGGACCGGAUUGCCCGGGUGACGUUCCGAGACUCGCCCUACGACACCAAGGUGUUCGAGAACUGCGAAGAUGAAGCACGCUUCGACUCGACCUUUCGCUGGCCGCUGGCUAGCGCAAUCAAUGGAAGUGAAACCUUGGAAGUCCGAGUUUACAAUUACAGUAAGCUGCUCUCUAAAAGGCUGGUGGGCACCUUCCGUAUGGUGCUGCAGCUGCUGGUGGAGCGUGGACACCUGGAGCUGACGGACACGCUCCUCGAUGACAACAACGCCUCGAUCAUGGCCACGGUCACGCUGGAACUCAAGUACUUUGCGCUCGACAGCACGGUCGGCCAGUGGAACGAGUUGGACUUUAUCCCAACCCCCACAGAGGACACAGAGAAUCUCGUGCCAAGCAUGGAGACCACUGGAGAUGCAAAAAGCGGCUCGCACAGUGGGGUGGCCACCAGGUUCAGCGAUAUUAAGAUGUCCUGCCUUAGCAUCAAAUCUAGGGACACCAGAAGAUUUCGCAUGGACACGAACAACAGGAAUUUUCUACUGAAACUUGGAGCGAAGAAACGGCCACCGAAAUCCAGCUUGGUGCUUACGAACCUCAACGCAGAAGAUGACGAGAAUAUGGACAUAGAGGAAAUGGACAGGAAGAUGUUGGCGGCAAGCAGGGGCGACAUGCUGGACAACAUCUCCCUCGCUUCUGGAAUUGUCGAGACCACCAAUGUUUCCAACAAAAGAUCGAAACCGGAGCCGAGGGUCGAUCCGACUGCGGGCAAGCCUCAGAGCUACCAGGUGAGCGUGAUGAUCAUCGAGGCCCGACAGCUGGUGGGCCUCAACAUGGACCCGGUUGUGAUUGUGGAGGUCGGGGAAGAGAAGAAACAGACGAGCCAGAAGGAGUCCACGAACUGCCCCUACUACAACGAGUAUUUUGUGUUUGACUUCCACACGCCUCCCAACAUGAUGUUUGACAAGAUCAUAAAGCUCUCGGUGAUCCACUCAAAGAACUUAAUCCGAAGUGGAACUCUUGUGGGCACCUUCAAAUUAGACGUCGGUACAGUCUACAGUCAGCCUGACCACCGCUUCUACCACAAGUGGGCCGUGCUCACCGACCCAGACGACAUCACGGCCGGCAUCAAGGGCUACGUGAACUGCGACAUCGCCGUGGUGGGGAAGGGCGACAACAUCAAGACGCCGCACAAGUCCGUCGACAACGACGCCGACUCCAUUGAAGGGAAUCUGCUGCUUCCGGAAGGCAUCCCGGCAGAUCGGCAGUGGGCCCGUUUCUUCGUGAGGAUCUACAAGGCCGAGGGCCUGCCCAAGAUGAACACCGCCAUCGUGGCCAACGUGAAGAAGGCCCUCAUGGGCCAGGAGAGGGAUCUCGUCGACCCCUACGUGCAAGUCUCCUUCGCCGGACAGAAGGGCAAGACGUCCGUGCAGCGGAGCAGCUACGAGCCGGUGUGGAACGAGCAGGUGGUGUUCACCGAGCUCUUCCCCCCUCUCUGCCGCCGCAUGAAGCUACAAAUCCGCGACAGUGACAAAGUCAACGACACGGCCAUCGGCACUCACUUCAUCGACCUCAAGAAGAUUUGCAACGACGGGGAUAAAGGAUUUCUGCCGACGUUCGGCCCGGCAUGGGUCAACAUGUACGGCUCGACGCGGAACUACACGCUCAUGGACGAGCACCAGGAGCUGAAUGACGGCCUCGGGGAGGGCGUGUCGUUCCGCGCCCGCCUCCUCUUGGGCAUCUCCAUGGAAAUCCUGGACAUCACGUCUCCGGAGUUGAGCACCAACACCGAGAUCUCGGUGGAGUCCAUCCCUCACGUCGCCGACUCUGUAGCUGGAAAGAUGGAAGAGUUUUUUUUGUUCGGAGCUUUCCUGGAGGCCACGAUGAUUGACAGGAAGAUCAGUGACAAGCUGAUCAGCUUUGAAAUCAGCAUUGGGAAUUACGGAAACAGCUUGGAUGGGCUGAACAAGUCAAAUAUUCUUGACCGCAGCGAUGACGAGGACGAAUACGACGAGGGGGAUGAGGAUGACGAGACUGAGCUGCUGAAUGAUGAGACGGAUGAUGCAGAAAUGGAUGACGACACGUCUGGGUCCUCCACUACCCCUUCCUAUAAGCCGGAGACUAAUGACAGGCAGUACUUCCACAUGCCUUACUACGAGCAGAAGCCGUGCGUGUACGUGCGGAGCGCGUGGCACGACCAGCGACGGCGUCUCUACAACUCCAACAUCAUCGACAAGAUCGCCGACAAGCUGGAGGAGGGCAUCAGCGAUGUCUUGGAGACGAUGAAGAUGGAGAGGCCACACCCAGAGCGGAGGCUGCGAGGAGCCUUGGAGGAAAUGAGCGUGGGUUGCAGCCGAUUCCUUACCCUUGCCAACAAAGAUCCAUCUGCAUUCGGGCGCACGAGAUUGGACCGGGACCGUCUCAAGAUAUGCAUGAGGGAGCUUGAACAGAUGGGCCCGCAGGCAAAGAGCCUGGUGAAGCAGGUGAAGCGGGCCAACCUCAAGGAGCGGCUCAAGACGGCCGAGGGCUUCCUGCAGAAGCUCCGGUUCCUCGCCGACGAGCCCCAGGACAGCAUCCCGGACAUUUUCAUCUGGAUGCUGGUCAACAAGACGAAGCGCGUCGCGUACGCGCGCAUCCCCGCCAAAGAUAUCCUCUAUUCCAUCGUAGAGGAGGAGACGGGGAAGGACUGCGGUAAAGUCAAAACGCUUUUCCUUAGGCUGCCGGGGAAACGUGUCUUCGGCUCGGGCGGUUGGACCAUGCAGGCCAAGCUGGAGGCCUACCUCUGGCUGGGCCUCAACAAGCAACGCAAGGACUUCCUCACUGGUCUGCCCAGCGGCUUUGAGGAGAAGAAAAUUGGGGUCACCGGUGUUCCGCCGAGCGUCCUCAACUACCACAAGAGGUCGCAGUUCGAGCUGCGCGCGCACAUGUACCAGGCUCGCAGCCUCUUCGCCGCCGACAGCACGGGGCUCUCCGACCCCUUCGCCCGAGUCAUCUUCUCCACCCACUGCAAGUCCACCGAGGUCUUCCAGGAGACGCUCUGCCCAACGUGGGACCAGCUGCUGCAGUUCCAGGAUGUCUACAUGUACGGGGAGCCACGCGAGCUGAGAGACGACCCCCCCAUGGUCGUGAUCGAGGUGUUCGACCAAGACACCGUGGGCAAAGCCGAGUUCAUUGGACGAGCACUGGCCAAGCCGGUGGUGAAAAUCAGCACGGAGCCGUACGAACCCCCGCGCUUCCCUCCAAUGCUCGACUACUACCAGAUCUACCGAGGCCCGGUCACUGCCGGAGAGCUGCUGGCAUCGUUUGAGCUCCUGCAGGUCCCACCAGCAGACAACUGUAAAUUCCCUCCAGUCUCCGGACUGAACGACACAGACCGAGGGCCCAUCAUCCCGGUGCCCAAGGGGAUUCGGCCUGUCCUGGCCAAGUACAGGAUAGAGGUUCUCUUCUGGGGCCUGAGGGAUCUCAAGCGAGUGCAGCUGCAGUCGGUGGAUCGACCACGCGUUGACAUUGAGUGUGCGGGCAAGGGCAUCCAGUCGGUGGUGAUCGCCGACUUCAAUAAAAACCCCAACUUCAGCCACCUUGUCAAGUUCUUUGAAGUGGAUCUGCCAGAGAACGAGUUGUUCCACCCGCCACUCAACAUCCGAGUGGUGGACUGUCGCGCGUUCGGACGCUACAUACUCGUGGGCUCGCAAACGGUCACCUCCCUGCGCAAGUUCAUUUUCCACACCACGGGGCCAGACAUGGGCCGCCAAGGCAGCACUAAGCCUCGAUUCCUGGCUAAACGGUUUGCUGUCCUUCGAGUGAAGCAGGCGACCAGCGAUGCUGAGAUUAUCAAGCAAAUCGUGGAGACGAACGCGGCAGACUCCGACAAGAAAACAGAGACGACAAUCACCAUCGAGGGCGGAGAGCCGGGGGCCACCCAGGGCAAGAAGAGUAAAAAAAAGAAGACGGAGCCAGAGGAUGCAGAGCGUGACGAGAGCGUGCUGGACUGGUGGUCCAAGUACUUUGCCUCCAUUGAGAUGCUCCAAGAGAGUCGGUUGCAGACUCCAGGUGAAGAUGCAGUGGAGGGAGCCACUGCAGAGCCAGUCCAGGGCGCAGAGUCCCCAAGAAAGGCCCUGCAGUUCCACAAAGCGGCCGACAAGGACAAACAGCUGAAGAAGAAACCUCACCUUCAAGUGGAAGAGUUGAAGCAUCGGAUGAACCCAGAACUGCUGAAGCACUGUUUGAUGGUUAUGAAGUCUGCUGGACUGUUGAUGGUUUAUGACAAGGAGCUGGAGGCAGAGUUUGACAACUUUGAGGACUGGCUACACACAUUCAAUCUGUAUCGUGGCAAGACCAGCGAUGAAGAUGACAUUUUGGAUGAGGAGAGGGUGGUGGGACGUUUCAAGGGCUCGACCUGCGUGUACAAGUGGCCCCUCGCGGACAACGUGCUGAAGGAGGUGGGGUACGACGCCCAGUUUGGGAUGUUCCAGGGCAUCCCCACGAACGACCCCAUCAACGUGCUCGUGAGGGUCUACAUCGUGCGGGCCACUGACCUCCAUCCGGCUGACAUCAAUGGGAAGGCGGAUCCGUACAUUGUGAUCAAGCUGGGCAAGACCGAGGUGAAGGACAAUGAAAACUACAUCUCCAAGCAGCUGAACCCCAUCUUUGGAAAGUCUUUUGACAUCGAAGCCACCUUCCCCAUGGAGUCGAUGCUCACUGUGCAGGUCAUGGAUUGGGACCUGGUGGGCAUGGAUGACCUCAUUGGAGAGACGAAGAUUGACCUUGAGAGCCGCUACUACAGCCGGCACCGUGCCACGUGCGGGAUCGCACAGCAGUACGCUGUUCACGGCUACAACACGUGGCGCGACCCCAUGAAGCCGACACAGAUCCUGGCCAAGUUGUGCAAAGACAACAAGGUGGAUGGGCCGCACUACGGGCCGGGUGGCCGUGUCAAGGUGGCCAACCGCAUCUUCAAUGGACCCACUGAGAUGGAAGAUGAUAGCGGUCACAAGAAGCAGACGGAGGAGCACCUGGCACUGAAGGUCCUGCACAGCUGGGAGGAGAUUGCCCGUGUGGGCUGCAAGCUGGUACCGGAGCACGUGGAGACACGGCCUCUACUGCACCCCGACAAGACUGGCAUUGAGCAGGGUCGUCUGGAAAUGUGGGUGGACAUGUUUCCGAAGGACAUGCCGCACCCAGGGCCACCCGUGGACAUCUCUCCACGCAAACCCAAGAGCUACGUGCUCAAGGUUGUGAUAUGGAACACGGAUGAGGUUACGCUUGAGGACGACAAUUUCUUCACAGGCGAGCGUUCGAGCGAUAUUUACGUGCGCGGCUGGCUCAAGGGGCAGCAGGAGGACAAACAGGACACGGACGUGCACUACCACUCGCUCACGGGCGAGGGCAACUUCAACUGGCGCUUCAUCUACCCCUUCGACUACCUGGUGGCUGAGGAGAAGAUCGUCAUCUCCAAGAAGGAGUCCCUCUUCUCGUGGGACGAGACUGAGUACAAGAUCCCGGCUCGCCUCACCCUGCAGGUGUGGGACGCCGACCACUUCUCCGCCGACGACUUUCUUGGUGCCAUUGAGUUGGACCUCAACCGCUUCCCACGAGGGGCCAAGUCCUCCAAGCAGUGCACGUUGAACAUGCUCAAGAUGGACGGCUCGGUGCCCAUGAUCUCCAUCUUCAAGCUCAAACGGGUCAAGGGCUGGUGGCCUUUUGUCUCCCGCGACGAGAACGACGAACAGGAGCUCACGGGGAAGGUGGAGGCCGAGCUGCAUCUGCUGACGGCUGAGGAGGCGGAGAAGAACCCAGCAGGGCUGGGCCGCAACGAGCCGGACCCCCUCGAGAAGCCUAAUCGCCCCAAAACUUCUAUCUCGUGGCUGACAAAUCCAUUCAAGUCCCUGUUCCUCGUCAUCUGGAAAAACUACAAGUGGUACAUCAUCACCGCCCUCGUCCUCCUCGUCUUCGCCCUCUUCAUCGCCCUGCUUCUCUACACUUUGCCAGGAGCCAUCACAAACAACUACUUAGGAUAGGGAACCUCAGAGACACGACGGCUUUGGGAAACAUUCCAAAAGAUACCAAGAGGAUUAUAGCCGAAGCUCAUGAUGUUUUACAGGGUUGAGAGGGGGGCACGAGAUGAAUCCACCUCAAAGGAAAGCCAAAAAUAAACAAUUAUCCACAGCCUGAUUUAAAGCUUUCUUGACUGCAGUGAUUCAUAUUCUUGGUUCUUUCGGUAAAGUCACGUUGAAGGGAAACACUAAAAUAUAUAUAAAACAAUAAAAUUGUAUUGUUUCCCUUCAACGUGACUUUACCGAAAGAACCAAGAAUAUAUAUCCACAGCCUGUUUAUUACUCACGUUGCACAGGUGCGCACCCGAGCUGACGGGAUGUGUUGAUAAUGUUACGUUGUGAACAUGUGACGCAUUCACAGCGUUGUCUCAAAAAUCUACACAUGCACUCCAACCGUUCGAAUAAGCACUUAAAGUGACACCUUUGCUCAGGAGACCAUUAUUGUGCGUAAAAAAUUAGCCUCUUGAGUUACAUGCCACCCAUGGGGAAUAGGUUGGCAGCCUCACCUGGUGGCAGGUGUGUGAGUUUAUAUAUAUAUGAGCCAGCUGCACUGGUUGCAGCGAUUGUACAGCAGUAUAUGUUUAUGGUGUAUUACAAACGAGCAUUGAAAUUAUAUGAUAGCAUUUGCUUUGGUGUGUACUUCAUGGGACCUCCUUUGCCAGUACCAAAAUAUGAGCCUAGUCUCAAAACGGCGUCCUCUGGUCUAACACCGUUUUGAGACUAGGCUCAAAAGAAAGCUGUCU